Messenger RNA from Neodiprion virginianus, 10048 nucleotides. RefSeq names its product rho GTPase-activating protein 21-A (gene RhoGAP19D). Gene Ontology annotation, biological process: signal transduction. Gene Ontology annotation, molecular function: protein binding; phospholipid binding. The transcript has 22 exons. NCBI's taxonomy places the organism in Eukaryota, Metazoa, Arthropoda, Insecta, Hymenoptera, Diprionidae. The coding region runs from base 756 to 7364 and encodes 2202 amino acids. The record is from RefSeq and is a predicted model, not a curated record.
GUAAAUCCUUCCGAGUUUGGAUUUUAUUUUAAUUAGUGGUGUUAUUGUUGCAAGGUACGGUUUUAUUUUGAAAAUUUCACUCUUAGACAUUUUGUAUAUAUAACAGAGGUGGAGUGCAGAUUGCAGUGCGUCCAAGUUUUUGUGGUUUUCUGUAAAAGGACAGAUAUAUUUCUAGUUUGUCGAGGCGUGAUUUGUGCCGGUUCGUUCGUUCGUUCGUUCGUUCGUUGGUUGGUUGGUUCAUCCCGGCAUCCGCACCUGCAAAAUCUAAUACGUACAACGCACGUCGCGGUAAAUCAUUAAAUAUUAUUUAUAUAUACAGUUGUGUGAGAAUUUUUGGCAGCGACACUGAUUUGUGUCGUCCGGCGAAGUGUCCUGAGGUAUAAAAUAACAUACCGAUGUUACACGCGAGUCACGAAUCUCGAUAUUUUAAACAAUUGUACACGCAUACACCGGAUUUUUCAUCUAAAUCCUAGAAUUUACCGCGUGUGAAGGAAAAAUUUGAUACUCAUCGACAUUGUCGCUGGAUUAUUUAAAUAUUCAUCUAUCCGCGCAGACCUUCAAGCUUGAACACGUGAUUGCUUCGAGAGGUUGGCCACGCAUCGCCACCUCCGCCAGCACCGAAUAACGCCAACCAACGAGAAAGCUUGCCGGCUCCGUCCCGUGGACCGAGAACUCUUCUUCUUCGACGUGGUGAAAAUGGCUUCGGAUUCACUCUGCGACACUUCAUCGUCUACCCGCCCGAGUCCUGCUACCAGAUGUUACCGGGACACGAGCGGGCCAGGAUUGACGAGCCGAUGGACACGAUCUUCGUGAAACAGGUACGCGCCAAUUCUCCGGCAUCGGAAGCCGGGCUUCGGACAGGGGAUCGAGUCGCGUCCGUCGACGGGGUGCCGACGAGGGGCGAGCAGUACGCUCGCGUGGUCCAGAGGAUACAGCAGGCGGGUCCUUGGCUACGUCUAAUCGUCGUUUCCAAGGACGACGACAUCUUGCAACGGUAUUUUGGUGAAACGGCACACAAUCCCGAAACGAAUCAACGACCUCGACUUCGCUCGCCGGACAGAACGUCGCAGAAGCAAAGGAGAUCGACGAGCAUGAUACCAGGUCCGACACCCAGGAGCCGACAAUCCUGGGUCUGUUCUCCACCGGGUUCCGAAAACCAGGGUACAACCCUUCAUCCGUACAAACAACAGAGAGAAGAAGUCUACAAGGAUACUAAAAUGCUAGCACCGACCCAGCGGAGGCCUCUGGAGGCUCACAAUCAGGAGACGCUCUACGACCAUCCGGAGCGACCGCAGAGACGGCAGAAAGAACAGCAAAAUCAAAUUCCCCAGCCGUUCAGGCAGCCGCCGGAUUCGAGAUUUGACUUGUACGACAGAACGAGGCCCGAGUCGAUAUACUCGAGGCCGUCGAACACCGAGCAAAUCUACGACAGGAUAAAGGACCCGAUUUACGAGAGGGUCCGACCCUCGGACGUGAUCAGCAAAUCGCUCGAUCAGUAUCCAAUGUCCAGGGCUGAACCUCAGGUGCCGAUUUACAGACCUGGAAGAAGGGUCGUCAGUCGGAGGGCCAGCGAAGGCAGCGGAAUGGCCAGCGAAGUCGAGUCUCAGGCCUACGGUAGCAUGGACGCCCUCAAGUCCAGCACUCCUGGUUCCCGGCUGAGCAUGGAGUCCAGGAGGGAUUCGAGCCCUGCCAGCAAGGAGAGUCUCUCCUCGUACGACUCGAAUUCAACCCUGACCGGCAACGAGUACUCCGACGAUUCUGUUAUCAUGAACAGAUUGAGGCGGAGCUUUGAACAGAAAGAGGAGUUUCUCAGGCGACCGAGUCAGCCGAUCGGAUGGCUCACACCCGAGGAGGAGUCGAAGCGUAUUCAAAGGGAGUUUUACGCAAGGCCGCAAAAACUUCAACGACAAGUAUGGCCUCCCAACGAACAGCAGGCCAGUAGACGGCAACAUUCUCCGACGAGAAACUCCGUUGAGAGAAAUACCAGGGCUCCCAAACCUACGAAUCAAAGUUUGCAGAGAGUUAGAGGUGAUUUGGACAGCGAAACUGAGUAUUCUAAUCAGCUUGACGGAGAGAACGACGACGACGUCGACGACAACGACGAUGACGACGAAGAUGACGGAGAUCAGCCUGGCAUAGAGGAGAUUCAGGCGAAACGUGACCAGUUUUAUUCCUCUCUUUACGACAGCAACGGUCAGUUCGUUAAAGAAAAUCAUUUCAAGUACGGACCGCCUGUCGCAGGAAACAAUGGCAAUAAGAUUAACAACGACGCGCAGUUCAGAUCUUCGAAUACGAGGAGCGGCAACAAGGCUGCCUUUGUAACGACGCUGUCGAGGAUACACGAGAAUGUCACGUCGAACCAGCAGGGUGGUGGUCAGGAUUUGAGGAACGGAACUUCGUCUCUUCCCUCCUCGCCCGGACCGGAAAAGAAAAAUAACGAUAAAUUUUCCGUACCGCCUCAAGGAUUACAGAUUGUGUCUCGCAGGGCUAAGCAGUUUGAGUCGGGACGACUGCUCAGCGACGAUGACGAGCCGACUAGUGAUAGAACUAAUUUGUACAAAAGUGAAUUAUCUAGGUUAUCAAGUAAACGAAGUGUUCCUAAUGUGGCUGUUAGAAAAAGAGAAUUUGAAUCCAAAGCUGAGGCCAGAGAACCAAGGAGAAUACCAGCUCAUCGAGAGAGCAAAUCACUCGAGUCCGGGAGAGAAUUGUCGGGGAAUAGAGUUAUUCCUGUAGGCAGCAAGUACAUCCAUUGCGAACCGCCGGCUGGAUAUAGGGAAAUAAGAGAAAUGCCCGCGAUGGAAACUGAAUCCAUGCAUCUAAGGGCACGAAGUAACAGCGCGGAGUCUUGGGAGGCAGCGAAUAGCACGUCGCGACGAAAUGCAAGGCACACUUGGCAGACGGAAGUCGAAGAGGAAGAUGCGAAAAGAAACAAGGCUAAGCGUCAAGACAGUUACUUACAGGCGGUUAAAGCCCAGCUUGAGCGAGCACCCCAGCAAAGUCUGAUGCGACGUCAAGACGCGAUCCGCGAGGGUAACGCCGACGUCGACGGUCAACAAGUGUCUAAAACCGAGGAUCCAAACGACCCGCUAUUUCCCACGCCAAUAUUAGACCUGAAUCAGAAUUCCGAGACAAAUAAGACAACCCCGAAUAUAAUCGUUAGCUCGCCUCAGCCAGUCAGGCCCAAUCAACUUUCCAUCUCGAAUCCUCUGAGACCCUCGGAAAGCCCAGAGAACGGCUCUGGCUUCCUUACACCUGCUGAUACUGACGUGGAGACCCCAGAAGGCAUUUCUCAGAUCCUAGUUCCUGCACCAGUCCCAUCGCCGACGAACGGCGUGGUUAUCAGGCGACAGAAGUGCUCUAAGGCCCAGCAGAACAAUGACGAGGAUCGAGCGACCAGGAGAGUUUCCUACCUGAAAGCUACGUGGAGUGAACGCAUGCACGUCGACAGUGAUCUUGAGCUCUCAGACUCCGAGCCAGUUCUCGCUUUAAGAAGCGCCCACAGGCGAUGGCGUCCGCCCCUCUUUCCCGGGGACAUAACACCCCUACGACGCAUCUUCGAGGAUGUAACACAGGCGGCGUCGCUCCAUCGUCACUCGCAUCGCAACAGCAUCGCUGGGGGUCACAGCAACUCGAGUGGCACCGUGAGUCUGAAAGACGCUGAACCCGUCGAGAGAGAAGGACCUCUUCACGUCAAAUACACCGUCCUCGAAGGAAAGCGAUCCACAGAUCGUUCAUGGAAACAAGUCUGGGGAGUACUGCGAGGUCCGAUUCUUUACUUUUACAAGGAUCGUCACAGUCAGAGUCCGUCGUCGACGGGCGACGGCGAUGCCGGACAAAACGUCGACGUACGAUGUUCUCUGGUCGACGUUGCCGAGGAUUAUACAAAGAGAAAACACGUCCUCAGGGUCGCCAAUCCAGCCGCCGAAGUUUUGCUUCAAUCCGAGGAUGCCGCCUCCAUGGCUCUCUGGCUUCGCGCCCUCCACAAACACGCGGCGACCGAGAAAUCAUCCGACACUGCCACAAGUACGUCCAAACAGCAAGCGGUUCCUCAAACUCCGGGACCAACGACACCAAGUGCGACGGCUCAAGGCAGUCAGCGGUCGAGUCCAUUGCCAAGUCACAAGGGAAUCAGGAAAUUCACGUCGUUCAGGAAUCGAUCUCCGACCGGGCAAUCUCCUGUUAACAAAACGAGGAAGCCCAGUCAAACUAUGGAAAACUUACCGUCGCCAAAAAGUAAAACUUGGAAGGGCAGGGUCGCCAAACAACUUAGGCGAAUGCAUGGCCAGGCUGAAUCUCCGUCUUCUCCGACCUCUCAGCUGCCCCCCGAAGGCGCCACAUUCAAGAUUCCGCUGGAGCUGUGCCGACCAUCCACAUUCUCCGAGUAUGUACCGCUGAUUGUGGAAAUGUGUACCAGAAUAGUUGAAGAGCGAGGACUUGAGGUUAUUGGAAUAUACAGAGUACCAGGCAACACAGCUGCUAUAUCCCAACUGACUGAAAGUGUGAACAAGGGAUUUCAGAAUAUCAAUUUACAGGAUCCAAGGUGGAGCGACGUCAACGUGAUAUCAUCGCUGCUGAAAUCGUUUUUCCGUCAGCUUCCGGAUUCUCUAUUAACCGCCGAUCUUUAUCCAAUGUUUAUAGACGCGGAUAAGAUAGAGGAUCCUCAAAGGAGGAUGGCGACGAUAAGAAAAUUAUUGCGUGAUUUGCCAGAACACCAUUUUGAGACAUUGAAGUAUUUACUGUUUCAUUUAAAGAAGAUCGUUGAGCACAGUGAAGUGAAUAAAAUGGAGGCUAAAAACUUGGCUAUUGUAUUCGGACCGACUUUAGUUAGGGCCAGCGGUUCCAGGGACAACAUGGUCACCAUGGUUACCGACAUGUCCCACCAAUGCCGAAUUGUUGAGAGCUUGUUGAAUAACGUCGAUUGGUUCUUUUCUGAAGAGGAUUUGGACGAUCUGAGCAGAUUGAGCGUCAAUCUGAGCCUUCCAGCAGAUGGAAGUGAAGUUGAACCGACAUCCAUCAUAAAUCACAAUCUCCUCCUGAACAAUAUCCAUAAAGUUGAAGGCAUGCGCGAAAUGGUCUCAGCUAGGGAUAUUGUAUCCUCAAUCAUAUCCGCAGCUAACAGGAAAAUUCAGAGGAGACGAAAGGGACAGGAUGAACCAGACAACGAAGAACAUGACGACGAUAAGUCAAGAACGCAACAACAAGUUGAAAACUCCGCCGCAUCAAGACAAAGCAUGGCAAUGGCCGAACGUCAAUGUACAGUGAGCGAAAUGGUGUCGAUGCACGAGAAUAAGAGUCAAUCGAAUCAGUCGGCAAGUUCUAGUGGCAGUAACACUAAUUUUUCGGGAAAUAGUAGCGCGACAAAUUCUACCUUGACUCAACCUCAGUACUCGACGAGCCAGCAAAUCGGUACUACGACAUCGUCCGAAUCUCCCAGAAUCUCAGACGACGUUAGUCAGAGUACUUUCGAUACGAUAUCAAAUAUAUCUAAUUUUUCGAACGAUACGAAGCAAAGUAACGACGAAGUUGCCAUAAGAACGUACGCCGGAUUGAGCGCUACUACGCAAGAAAGAAUAAGGAAAUUUGAACAGGAGACUAAGGCGAUGUUGCAAAGGGACCAACCUCGGCAGAGACGCGAGGCGGAAAAACGUGAGGAGGAAAGAAAAAGAAUUGAAAUGGAAUGGCAGUUGGCAAAACAAGAAAUGGAGAAUGACGACCUUUUGGACAAUAUUGUCGUUGGAGCCGUGACGCCCACUUUUUUUACCGAAAGAUUGUCCAGCUCCAAUACCAGACUUUCUGGUAGAUCGAUAGAUGUCAACGAUAGCUGUAACCAGUCAAGAACUACAGCUACGGCGCGAAUACUGCCGAUAUCAGUUGCCGUGCAACAGCAACCAACGUCACAACAAAAAGCUCAGGCAAGCAGCCAGCUUUCUAGCAUAUUAGGGGAGAAGAUGAAUAACGGGGUCGUUAAAAAAUUCAAGACUGACAAGGAGCCAUCAAUGGAUUCUUUGUACCUUCCGCCGGCACGUUACGGCAGCCUCGACUCCCUGCACGAAGUUCACUCGCAUACAUCACUUUCGCCAUCGCAUCAGCAUCGCGGUUUACCCGGAGACGUUUCUGACGAUGGUAGCGAUCUUUUGACUAGCCUCACGUCGACCUUUGACAGAAAAUGGAAAUCACUUGUGAAUCCACCGAGUCAGUUGACGCCGUCCGAUCCACCCCCAAACAAACGAGAUAGCAGCUGCAAUAAUUGUUCUACGAAUCAUCAACCUGCGGAGGUCUAUCGAGAUCCCAGCCUCCACAAAACCUCUACAGGAGACAAGAUACGUCCCCCACACACCAAAAAUGAUAUUCCAGAAAAAGACACGGACUCCAGUGUUAUUUCUGACCCGACUACGCCCGAUAACGACCGAACCAUUCGUAAUAAAUUACCGGAAACAAAUAUAACUGUAAAUUUAUUAUCGGAAAAUAAUACGGUGAUAGAUGCUGCAGAAAAAGAUGAAAAUCCAAAGAAAAGCAACUCAAAGACUGAUGUAUCCGAUCUGCCUUACAGUUCAAAAGUAAAACGUUUUGAAUCCAUAAGUAAAGUUGAAAAACCUAAAAUUCAAAGCGGGAACGCCGGUUUGGCGUGCAGCAGCGAUACCAAAUUAGAUGAAGCAAAAUGUCCGGAUACAGACGAUGUUGAUACUUCGUAUUCCAACAAGUUACAAAAGUUUGAAAGCCUCAGUAAAAGCAACUCGGACACGAGAUCGAGAUUAAAGAGGUCAGAAUCCUUGAAUAAGAAAUCGGACAACGUUACGUCGAAGUUGAAGCGAUCGGAGAGCCUGAACAAACAUUCGGAUCGAUUAGCUUCUCCUACCAAUAGCAAAUUAAAACGUUCGGAAAGCUUGAACAAACACUCUGACAGAUCCGAAUCGCCGAAUAGUAAAUUGAAGCGUUCGGAAUCUCUAACUAAAACUGAGAAAACGGAAUGUAAUAUAAGCAAGCGCAGACAGUCGGUGAGAAAAGAAGGUGCUACGAAGUUGAAGAGAAAAAACGGAAUGCCUGAACGAUCCAUAAAGAGGAGACACACGGUUGGCGGAACCAAGGAUUUCGACAAAGUUCAUUGGCUAGACAAUAAGCUGCAAACGGAGGCUGAAAAAGUCAUAAAAAACGACAGCAAGCCAACGAAGAGUCAACUUCGGACCAGCUCACCGGAUUUGAGCAGUAAUCGCGUCAACGUUGCCGAUACCAGCUUUUUAAUCGAAGUCAGCUUCCGAGGACCCAGCAAUGUUGUUUUCAAUGUUACUAAUGCACGCCCGCAAUCGCUACCGGACGCUAAUCUUGCUUCGAAAGUAUUUAAGGUUCCUCUUGAGAGCCAUGUUUAAUAAAUAAGUGACGACAGAUAUGUUUGCUUAUAAAACUGCAAAGGUAUGUGAGGCGGACAAAUAUUCUUUAUUACUUCAAAAUUCAAGAAACCAUUCGAAGAUUCUUUCUAUGAAUUUUUUGCAAAUCAGGAAGACAUUUAUCUAUUCGUACACUUUGUGUAUUCCUAAAGAGCCGUAUCAAUUUAUACAUUACAACCGAUUUAAUAACGGUCGAAUACCCGAUUAACUUCAUAUCAUAUAAAUAUAUAUCAGUCAUUCAUCUAUUUUACUCUUACACCGAAAUGAUCUAUCAAAACAAUACAUGGACUCGUGAAAUUAUACACUUCACUUGAACAUACAGUUAUCAUGAACUAAGUAUUGUACAUACAUACAUACAUGCAUGCAUGGUGCGUAUAAUUGUUGUUUCGAAUACAUAUUACUACAAAAGUGAUAAAAUGUACCUUUCAAAUACCAGAUCUUCAAUAAGUCUUCCUGAUUAGUCUUACUUUCGAGCUAUGAUAUGACAUACCCUUUACCCAAAAUGGGUAACAUACUUUCGUUUGAGUUUCUUAUUUUGUCAAAUCGCAAACUCUUUUUAAAAUUGACGUUAUUCGAUUGUUCAAUUUAUCAGUUACGAGCUAAACAUGUUAUUAUUAUUGUUAAUAAUAUUAAUAUGGAAAAUAUGUAAAGUGUAGAGCGAGAGAGUGUGUGUGUGUGAGAGAGAGAGAGAGAGAGAGUGAGAGAGUAUAAAUUAUAAUGCUAAACGCUGUAUGGAGGUAUACCACUGCUGAUAAAUCUACACCGUGUCAAUUAUUUACACAUAUUAGUAAAUUGUGAUUGUGCAAUUUGUAUAUACAUAUAUAUGUGUGUAUGUAUAAAAAAAAAAAAAAAGAAACAGUUUUAUUAAACUAUAUGCUUUAGAGCGGGUCGUGAUAGUCUUGUAUAACGUACGAUAUCUAAUUUUAAAUUUAUAUUUUAAUAAUAAUUCUACAUUGUCUUAUCGGCAAGCUUCCUUUGUAGUAGCACUAGUAGUAGUAAUAGAAGUAGUUAUUGGUCAAUCCUUGAAAACUAUUACCUGACCUUAAGCUACAUGAUUCAUAAUUAUUGUUUAUUUUUGAGUGUAUUGAACUUUAUUAUUAUUAAUAUUAUUAUCCUAACCAAACUAGAUCGCACCCUCACGUAUGCCCAACGUAUUGCUGUUUAUAUAUACAAUAUAUCCUGAUAUAUGCACAUAUGAAAAAUAAUGACUUACUAAUGAUUAAUCAGUAAAAGACAAUGUCAUAAAUUAUCACCGGUAUACGCGUCACCGUUUUUAUUCUAAAUCAUUAUUCUUGCAUUAAUUAGCAAAGUUUUGUACAUUUGUUGAAUCAUUCCGCUCUCUCCAUUAUUGUGGAGUCGGAAAUUUUUAUCAUCAUUUCACCGGAGAAGUAAAAUGAAAACAUAAUGUAAUGAAAUCUUUAGGAAAUGUAUAUAUAUAUAUAUAUAUAUAUGUGCGUGUGUAUGUAUAUAUACAUCUCUCUCUCUCCAUAUAUAUAUAUAUAUAUAUAUAUAGGUAUAUAUCAUGUGAUAAAAAUGUGUCUCUCUAUAUAAGGUAUACAACAUAUAUACAAAAUCGUUAUGUUUUAUUGCUUAAAUGCAAAUCGAAAAAGGAAAUGAUAAAAAUUUAAUAAACAUUGAAUAUCCGUGCUGAGCUGCUGCUGCUGCCAAUAAUAUAGUGUAGUGAUUGAAAACGUUUAAAAAUCGGGUGUAUUAGUGAGCAUCGCAUAAUAAUGUUAUUAACUAACGUGGCAAUUUCGGUGUUAUCUUUUAAAUAUUAUCCCUCGCAUACUAGAGAAGAACGAUAUUGCGCAGACAUUGCUGUUUUAAAAAAUAAUUUUACAAAUACAUAUAGUUGUACCGAUCAAUAUCAGACCGUCGUGAUUCUGCGUAUAAAUAGUUUUAAUUUAAAAAAUUAACAUAUAUAGAAUACAUAGGUUUAUGGUUGACGUCCCGGACUCGAUACGACCUGAAUCUACAUGAUAUAGUUUACCGUUGCAUAUUAUCAUCUUACGAAUACUAGAAAUUACAUAAUUAUCUACGAAUUCUACGACGCGUUUUCCAUCAAUACGAAUGCAUGUAAGAUUCUGGAGAUGAGAUCGUGUUAAGAAUAUUCGCGUAAUCAUAGUUAAAUAUAAUGAAGAAUAGCAAAAUAAUGUUGAAUCAGUGAAAAUUAAAUCGAUGUAUUAUACGUAUUAACAAGUUUGUGCGAUAAUAGGUGGAAAAUUGUUUUUCAUUCUAAUGUUUGAGAUAUAACAUUUGGCAAUUUUAAAAAAAUUCCGGUUUGCAUACCAAAAGUUGAUUCGGACUCGGUAUUUAAUGUUAUUGUAUAGACGCUCUGCUAUUUGUACGAAGUCUGAGCUUUGCGUAAAGAAAUUAUCAAUUAUCUUGCCAAAUGCACUAUUGACGAUUAAUAAUUAUCGUAAUGUUAAUAAAAUGGUUAAUAAAAAUUUGAGGGAAAACGAAGAAAAAAUACGAGACAAAAAACGGAUUCUUUUUGCCUAUUCUGUAAAUAUCAACUGAAAUCUUGAAUGAUGAUAAGUAUUUAUUUCAAAAUGAUAUGAUAAUAAUAUUAAUAUUUAUUAAGUCACAUGUUAAGUAUAUUGUUUAAGAAUUCUGUAAUAUUGUACGGAAAAUUGAAUUUGUAAAUAAAUAUAUGAUUGUAAGAA